Gaeumannomyces tritici R3-111a-1 is the source of this 1014-nucleotide messenger RNA. RefSeq lists its product as hypothetical. Gene Ontology annotation, biological process: fungal-type cell wall organization. Gene Ontology annotation, molecular function: structural constituent of cell wall. Lineage: Eukaryota; Fungi; Ascomycota; Sordariomycetes; Magnaporthales; Magnaporthaceae. The record is from RefSeq and is a predicted model, not a curated record. Bases 1 to 1014 code for a protein of 337 amino acids. The transcript is spliced from 3 exons. Gene Ontology annotation, cellular component: fungal-type cell wall.
AUGCCUUCGGCCGGUAUCCUCAAGCUCGCCGUCCUGGCGUCGGUCACUUCGGCCGUGAUGGCUCAGGCCGUCACUGACAAGAUUGCUCCUCUCGGCCAAAAGGCGCCCGCUGGCUGCGUGGCCACGGCUCCCGGCCGUUUUGAGAUCAAUGUCAUCGCCGCCACGGACACUCCCAAGCGCGACGUGUCCCCUGCCCGCCUCGAGAAACGCAAGGAGUGCGGUACCGAGGGUGUCCUCGUCAUGUCGCUCAAGGACUCUGUCGCCAAGGACGCGCUGGACCGGACCGCCUACAUCGCUAGUAACUUCCAGUUCCAGUUCGACGGUCCCCCGCAGGCCGGCGCCAUCUACACUGCUGGCUUCUCGCUGUGCCCCAACGGCCUCCUUGCCCUGGGCAACUCUACACAGUUCUGGCAGUGCAAGUCGGGCGAGUUUUGGAACCUCUACGACCGCAACUGGGCCGCCCAGUGCGACCCCGUUGUCUUCAAGGCCAUGCCUUGCGGUCCUGGCUCUGAGGCCAUGGGGGCCGAUCACGCUAUUGGCGCCAUCGUGUCCACCCAGAUUGUCUCGACCACCAUGGUCCGCCCCAUCGCCGACGGCCAGCCCCAGGUUAUCACCACCACGAUCCCCAUUGCUAUGUGCCAGAUUGGAGAUGGCCAAGUCCAGGCCCACACAACACCCUGUGCUAGCAUCACGCAGCCUCUCGCCACGGCCACCCCUCUGUCGCAGAUUCCAGACGGACAGGUCCAGGUGCCUCCUCCCGCCCCUGAAGGCCCCACUUCACCGGCUGGCUCGCCGCCUCCUCCUGGAUCGGCCCCUCCAGCCGACGCGACCACCCCCACGUCGCCGGAGCCCAAGACGGCCACGCCGAGUGACAGUCCCACGGAUGAAGUGCCUGCUGGCCCGACUUCGCCUCCAAGCGCUCCUCCAGUUGGUGCCGGCGUCAUUGCCCGUAGCAACGGUCUGGCUCUUGCUGCCGCAAUUGCUGGCGUUGUAGGUGCCCUGAUUCUUCUGUGA